Aphanomyces invadans is the source of this 2536-nucleotide messenger RNA. RefSeq lists its product as hypothetical. Bases 70 to 2445 code for a protein of 791 amino acids. The record is from RefSeq and is a predicted model, not a curated record. The transcript is spliced from 12 exons. NCBI's taxonomy places the organism in Eukaryota, Oomycota, Saprolegniomycetes, Saprolegniales, Verrucalvaceae.
CGCCCCUGCGUCGUUUGGUGUGGCGACCGCAACGGUGAGCGCGGGUGGCGAUCGAGUUGAUUCAGAGCGAUGGGAAGCGGGGUGUCGUCGGAGAUGCGCGACCAGGCCGCGUUCCAUAUCGUGCAAGACACCUACGCGAAAGGGGUGGCCACUGGCUUGGACGACCACGACCUGUUUGACCUGAUUAAGGCCAAGCUCAUUCAGCACGAGCACCACGACGAAGAACACCAUGAGGAACACCACGACUACGUGCACGAGCUGCCAAAGUCGUCGCGCAGCACACGAAGUAUGAAUGCCUUGAUCAACAAGGUGACGGAAACGACUGGCGAUUCGAGUGCAGCAUCAUCGGCAACUGCAGCAGCAGAAGCAAGGCCGCACACGCCGCCCUUCGCGACAAAGCGAGUGCUGUCCAGUGCGGGCGACGCCGAGCUAAGCGCUGUUGGCGCCAACUACGACAAGCGGCGAAUCCACACGAUGAAGGUUGCGCACUCCAACGACCCGACCAAGUUUCGACGAGCGUCCAUAGUGCAAGAAAGUGUGAUCGACGCCACGGUCGAGUUCAGCACGGAUGUCCUCGUGGAACCGGUGACACUCAAGAUGAUGACCGAGUUCUGCAGCUCGAUUCCGCACGCGGUUGAGCGCCUCAUGUUCUGGGUCGACGUUCAGUACCUCAGGACGUUGCCGAGCCCCCAGUACACGGACAAAAUGCUGCGCAAAAUUUACGAAAAAUUCCUGAGCCCCCACGCGGCCACGCCAAUAUGUGUCCCGACCGACAUGACUCGCGCAAUCCAAGAAGAAUUUGAACGACCCGGGGGCAUCCAGUCGGCAGGAGUGUACUUGGAAGCCCAAGCGCUGUGUUUGAAAGACCUGGAGAAAGACGUCUUUCCGCGCUUCCAAAAGCACAAGCUAUUUGAGAGCAUGAAAGCAUUGUGCGAAAGCAAAGUCGAGACGGGGAACGGCGCCCCGAUGAGCCCUCGGGAAGACAAGUACAGCUUUCACGCAGUGUUGACUGACGACACAAAGCUACGUUUUCUCAAGAGCUACUGCGUUGAAAAUUUGACGUUGGAGAAUUUGCUCUUCCACAUGGAAGUCGAAGAGGCCAAGCGAUUACCGAACCAGUCGUACGUCCACGCGUGUGCUCGCAAAGUGUACGAGACAUACUUGAAGCCCAACGCCAAGAAAUACAUCGCCCUGCCUCAACAUAUCCACGCGUCUGUGGCGGCGAAAGUGGAAGCGAACCAGUUGGAUUCUACCACGUUCACUGACGUCCAGUACUAUGUCCUGGAAUACGUGCGCACGGAGCUCUGGGCUACCUUCUCAGUGUAUCCCCCGUAUGUGGACCACAUUCACGAAGGCGAGUUGACACCACGCCAUUGGGACAACUACGUUCCCAACGUGACGGAAAACGAUGUCAAUGCUGUGCUGGUUCAGCUGGAAAAGAUGGACCCUGCAGACGUCCUGGCCAAGGCGCUGACGUUGCCGAUGGACCAGCUCGCUAACGUCGCGCUGGCGCACAAGAUCCACCGUGACACGCUGAUGCUGUUACUACACGACAAAAUUGCGCAUCGGAUUUUCAAAAAGUUUCUGGCGAGCCGAUUGAAAGAUCAUUUCGUGGCCUUCAUUGACGAGGUCGAUGAGUUCAUCAACUUGCCGGGGAUCGAGUUUAUGCAGCACACGGCCAAGAAGUUGUACAAAAAGUACUUGAGCGAAAACGCCAAGUUGCAAGUUGACAUGAGCAACAAGAUGCGCCAAGAGAUCCAAGCCAAGCUCAAUACGCCGUCGAUCGAUAUGUUUCGACCCGCCAUCGUCAAGGUCAAGACAGGUCUGUUGCAAGACUCGAUGGUGCGGUACCUCAAGUCCCCGAUUCAUUCCGAGAUGAAACAAGACAAAGAGAACCCAGAACUUGUUCGGGACCUGAUGAGUGCUGUCGACAAAGGCAAGGUCGACCUACCACACCUCGAAUCAGUCCUGUCCAACCCGACGUACUUGUCUAACUUUCGAAAGUACUUAAAGUCACAGCACGCCGCGGAGAACCUCAUCUUCCUCGAAGAAGUCGAAGAGUUUCGACGCCUGCCGUCGUAUCAAAUAGUUGUUCGCAGUGCCAAAAAGAUUGUCGACAAGUACAUCAACACCAACGCGGCGAAGAGCCCAAUCCCGAUCGCCGAGCAUCUUCACGACGAUAUGGUCCAAAACAUCGACAAAGCAGGCAAAACGUACUUUUCGGACGCGGUCCAAGACGUGGUCGCGAUCUUGCGCACUACCGAAGUCCACGACUUCCUUGACUCCCCGCUCUUCAUGCAACUUAUUGGGUCAUGGGUCGUGCUGGACGAGACGUAUGCGAUUCGUCAGCUCAUUGGGGAAGUCGAACUCGCAUAUUUCAAGCACGUGGUGCCGUUAACCAAGUCAGUGCGUCGGGGACGUGCGGGGUCGACGUCGACUUCGUGAUACAAGAUGAGGUGGAGCCAACGGGGAAUCAAGGAAAGAAAGUCAGUCUCAUGUCUCUGAUCAACGCAUAAUCUAGAGGAACCUUUUGCUA